Aureobasidium uvarum is the source of this 4494-nucleotide messenger RNA. The record is from the annotation of a GenBank genome assembly. NCBI's taxonomy places the organism in Eukaryota, Fungi, Ascomycota, Dothideomycetes, Dothideales, Saccotheciaceae.
AUGGCCACUGCUCAAUUUGCCCAGAUGGGCAGCCUCCCGCAUGCCCUCAAGCCGGAUCUUGAUAUGGAGUCGUUCUUCGACUUCAACCAGGGCACUUCUCUCAACUCUCCUCAACUCUCGGGUCCCACUCCUCGCCCUUCGAUCGAUGCCUCGGCCUACUACAACGCACCCUCGCCCUUUGAGGCAGACGACGCCCACAUGUUUGCCGGCCCAAGCCAUGAAUACGAUCGUUUCAAGCAGCAGACCGGCCUGCCGGUUGGUUCUGUCGCCAGUUUCUCAGCCUUGAACCAGCCCGUCUCUGACACUUUCACCCCCAGCCAUGCCUUUGGCGGUUUCAACUCGGGCAUUGAUGACAUGUCCUUUGACCCUGGCUUCAGUGGUUCGUGGUCCUCUGGCAUUGAUGUUGACGCCGACAUGAACAUGGACUUCAACGCCACCCAGACCAUCCCUGCCAUCUAUUACCCCCAGCCCGGUCCCUCUCAGCCGCGCUCUGCCGACUUUGUCGACCCGGCUUCCAUCGGCACCGAUGCUUCUCCCAACAACGUAGGCAGAGUGUGGCCCGGUAUGCACCAGCAGCAGGCGCAACAGGCAGCUAUGGCCAAGGCCCAGGUCCAGGCUCAUGCUCAGCAGCAGCAAAGAAUGCAGUUUGAAGCACAGCAACAACAGCACAGACGCCUGGCACAACAGCAGCAGCAGCAGCAAGCACAACAACAACAGCAGCAACAGCAGCAACUCGAGGUCAAACCAAACAGAAGCCGGGCUUCAUCGUACCAGUCUGAUCCCCACACUGAGGAGAGCAUCUCUCGUCUUCUCAACCAAAUGCGUCAAGGUAGCGCUGUGCCCUCUGGCAAAGAGGACUCUGCCAACGGCAUGCUCCCUCAUGUUGCUCGCAUGCGCAAGGAAGAGGAAGACAUGGACGAGGACGAACGUCUGCUUAACAGCGAGGAGGGCAAGAAGCUCAGCAGCAAAGAGAGACGUCAGCUCCGAAACAAAGUUUCCGCCCGUGCCUUCCGCUCCCGCAGAAAGGUGGCCAUGAAGGCACAGGAGGCCAAUGACCUUAGAGUGGAGAACCGCAGCCUCCAAGAGGAAAAUGGCCGCUGCCGCCGUCUCAUCGAGGUUCUGUUGCGUCACCCCUCGUAUGCUCCUUUCAUUGAGGACAUCAGCAAGGACCCCAGCAUUGCUGGCCCUCUAGGCCAAGCUCAACAAGGUACCGCUGGAUCGGUACCUUCGCAGCGUGAGGCUCCUCUUGAUAUGUCUCUGCUGAACCUGAACAAUGCAUUGCAAAAGCCGCGUCCGGGCUCGACAGGUGCUCAGCACGUCCAAGACUUGUUCAGCCGCUACAAAACCACACCAGACCUCGCAAGACAGCCACCCGAGUCCCAGAAGCUGAAAGUCUUGCGAGGCCUUCUACAGACAUCGGCCCGUUCACGCCUGAGCCGCGCACCCAAGCUCCGGGGCCAGCGACAAGAAUACAAUCUCGUUUUUCCGCCAUCCGCCUUUCUCAACAUACCCAGUCGUAAAGGCCUGGUCCCUGCGAUCAAGUUCCGGAGGAUGCGUUCCUUCUUUCAGUUCGUCACGACGCCGACGGCCGACACACCCGGCACCACACUCCUCCUGCACUUUGACAACAAGCGCUAUCUCAUUGGAAACGUUGCCGAGGGCACUCAGAGAGCGUCGGUCGAACAGAAAGUCCGCUUAUUGAAGGUGUCGGAGCUCUUCUUGACUGGAAACACAACCUGGGAGAAGACGGGAGGAUUGAUUGGCAUGAUCCUGACUCUGGCCGACGCUGCCUCGUCCAGUGCUCAGGCCAACUUACUGGAAACUAAGAAAAAGAUAUUGAACAAGCUAGAACGCCAAGGUGCCGAUAUCAACGACGAAGACAUUGCUGAGCAGGCCGCUCGUGAGGCCAAAGAUAGAGCGCGCCUCUCCAUCUUCGGAGGGCCCAAUCUCAACUACACCUUGGCCACUGCCCGCCGCUUUGUCUUUCGUAAGGGAAUGCCUGUCGAUGUACACGAGUUCGGCCACGAUCUUGCUCAACACCAGACUCCCGCAGCCGAGCCUACAUGGUCAGAUGAUAACAUUCAAGUAUGGGCCUUGCCUGUUUCUCCUGUCUCGAACGUGACGAGCGCUUCGAGUAGCCCUCGUAAACGUAGCUACGAUGAGCUCAAUGGACAGGAGGCUCCGAACGCUCGUGCGUCCCUCCACCAGGCAGACAAGGAAAAGGCCCUGAUGAUGUCCAAGGCUGUAGUUUCGGAAAUGUUCGACUCCUCCUGGCGUAUGGAUGCGCUUGUCGAGACCCCCAUCAACGAAGUACAGCUGCCUGCCACGCUGUUUGUUCGCGAUCCAGAAACGAAUAAGAUGACAAAGUAUACCGGCCCUAUGCCAGGAGGUAAGGAGCCAGUUCCGAAUGUCAAGGUUUUGGUUCGCCGUCCCUGGCCUGGCGCGCUCAUCGAAUCUCUUCCGCCCACCGAACCCGUAAAGGUGGCCAUGUCAUACAUCUUUCGCAACCACAUCAUGAGAGGCAAGUUUCAGCCACAAAAGGCAAUAGCACUGGGCGUCCAGAAGGGUCCCAAAUUUGCUGCUCUAGGCAAGGGUCAGAACGUCGAGAACGACAAAGGUGAAACUGUGACACCAGAUAUGGUGUUGGAACCAAGUAAACAGGGUGGUGGUGCGGCUGUGAUUGAUCUGCCUUCCCGCGAAUAUGUCGAAGCCCUGGUCUCGCGACCUGAAUGGAGAUCGGAAGAGAUCAUGGCCGGUGUCGGUGCCUUCAUCUGGAUGCUUGGUCCCGAUGUUGCUUCACACCCCAUGCUCAAGCAAUUCAUGGAAGACAUGAAGCACAUGAAGCAUGUCGUGUCUUCUCCGGAUCUUUGCUGCAAUAGACUGGCUCUUGACUCGGCCGCUGGUGCUACGAUAAGACUGGGUCAGAUCGACCCUACACGUUACGCUAUUCCAGUCCAUGACAACACAGCCGCCACACAGGCACUUGAGUCUCUGGAUGGCUUGAAAGAUUUGGUGACUGUUGCCGACCGCGGACAAAAGGUGCAGCUAGAGCCGUCGAUAGAGAUUCAAAACAACGAGAUAAACACCCUCCUGGAUGUCGAAAAGGUCAAGGCAGAAAUGUCCAAAGACGUCCUUAAUCUCGCUCGGAUUGCGAAUGAAGACGUCAAAGCCAGCAAACAAGCACUCGACGCCUGGGCCGACAGUCUACCCCAAAAAGACGUGGAAAUCACCACCUUGGGAACUGGCUCAGCCUUGCCAUCCAAAUACCGCAAUGUUUCGGCAACACUUGUACGCGUUCCGGGUUGGGGCUCAAUGCUUCUCGACGCUGGCGAAAACACUCUUGGCCAGCUGAAGCGUGUAUACGCCCCUACAGUCCUUGACGAAAUCAUGAGAGAACUGCGCGUGAUAUGGAUCAGUCAUAUGCAUGCCGACCACCACCUUGGUACUGUGUCGAUCAUCCGCGAAUGGUACAAAAUAGUCCACGGCGCACGACCAGCAGCCACUAUCAACCCGGGAAAUGAUGCCAAUUUCGAUGCUGCUUCGAUAUUCAGCAAACAAGAUCGUCUCUCGGUGAUCUCAGAGGCAGCAAUGUUGCACUGGCUCGAGGAAUACAGCCACGCUGACGAUUAUGGCUUCUCCCGUUUGGCGCCGCUGUGCAUUACUCCCAGCUUCCAGAACAGAAACCUCAAAUCCACUCUCCAGUGGUUUAUUCCGCCUCUUUCAACGCAAUCUCUCAACGGCAGCUCUUCUCACCCGAACGAGCAAUGGGCGGAUAAGGUCGCUCGUGCCCAGGUCUUGCCGCAGGCACUGGAUCUCGAGGAUAUUCAAUGUGUGCUAGUCCAACACUGUCACGGCGCUCGUGCUGUAUCUGUGACCUUCCCUUCGGGCUUCAAAGCUUCGUAUUCUGGUGACUGUCGUCCGUCCAAAGCAUUUGCACAGAUUGGCAAGGGCAGCACGGUGUGCAUCCACGAGGCAACAUUUGAUGACGAGCUGCAAGGUGAUGCCGAAGCAAAGAAUCAUACCACAACAAGCGAGGCCCUCGGUGUAGCUUUAGGAAUGGGAGCAAAAGCCUGUGUCUUGACCCAUUUUAGUCAACGAUACCAAAAGGUCCCCGUCCUGGAAUAUACAGAGGAAGAGGACGGUACCGUCAACUCGCUAGCAGCGAGUGGAGACGAGAUGGAUAUCUCCACAAACAGUGACAAUGAGACUGAUACCCCAGUGAUGGAUACAGUCGCGCCUGUGUCUGAGAGCAAACCCCUGUCGCUCCUACAAAAACACACGAGGUCGCAAAGCACAUCAAGANUCAAGGCAGGAAGUGACAUGAAGGUCUGCGUCGCUUUCGACUACAUGAGAAUCAAGGUAGGGGACAUCGCACAGAUGGAGAAGUACACGGAUACGCUCGUAGCAUUGUUCGCAGAAGAAGAGUCGUCAGAAGAGAAGCCUGAUUUAAAGAUCAAGAAGGUCAAAGGUGGCAAGGGGCAGCGAAACAACUGA